Molecule: messenger RNA, 914 nt
Organism: Alligator sinensis (Chinese alligator)
Lineage: Eukaryota; Metazoa; Chordata; Crocodylia; Alligatoridae
Gene: SRR
Product: serine racemase
Biological process (GO): D-serine biosynthetic process; pyruvate biosynthetic process; L-serine metabolic process
Molecular function (GO): threonine racemase activity; magnesium ion binding; L-serine ammonia-lyase activity
Source: RefSeq, a predicted model, not a curated record
GGGCUGCCGUCCCUGAGACGCGUGCAAGGGGCACGCCUGUCCCGGAGCCGCACGGCCCGCGCCGGAGCCGAGUGCCGGAGGCCGACGGAGCACAGGCUUUGAGACCAGACGUGCGAGUGUUUGCUGCUGAGCACUGCAACGCAGACGUCUGCUACCGGCCAAAGCUGAGCAGGGACAAACCCCCAACCCCCAUCGCAGACGGCAUGAAAACCAGCAUCGGAGCCAACACCAGCAGGGAGCUCGUGGAUGACAUGCUGACCAUCUCAGUGCCCUGCGAGCAGCAUGGAAGGAUCUUGCCUAGUGCCCCCAGCCUCACGUCAGCAGAGGUGGAGGACACACCGCUGGUGCGGGAGGGGACGAAGCUGCUGACUGAGCCCACGGCCGGGGUAGGGGUGGCAGCUGUGCUCUCCCCGGGAUCCCAGCAUGCACCGGAGAUGAGGGACAUCUGCAUCGUGCUGCGUGGAGGAAAUGUGGACCGGGGCUCCCUGGCCUGGCUCAUGGGAGCUUGGGGCAAAGAAGCUGCAGGAAACGAGUGGCCUGCGGAGCCGCCUACCCCAGGGAGGGGACACAGGGCCAGGGCAUUUCUGCGCUGUUGCUGUUUGUACCAGGGAAGCUCCAGCUACUAGUAAACCAGAGGCCACUCAGCACAAAAGGGCCUGGCUUUUGGGGAAGCAGGGGGAGCUCUUCCCUGCAGGGAGUGCGCAACGCCUAAUGCCGCAGCCCUGCUCUGCCCUGCCCGUCCAAAGUAGGCCAAGGUAGGGGACGGAGCCAGAGAGCUCUGGCAGCCAGGCCCAUGCACAGCCCAUGCCCACAGAGCUUGGAGACCAGCCAGCUCCCCUACAAUGAGAGCCUGGGCUCCGGCAGGAUAGAACAAGCUGGGGCUCCUUCCUAACAUAUCAAGGAAACAGGAGGAA